AAAUAUCUUGUGGUUACCGUAGGGCACCCUACUUCACGGGCGUGUUUGACGGACCUCCGCGAACCUGUCCCAACCCAAAAGAUCAGGAAACAAGCUUCCACGUGGAACCAUCACAAAUAUGAUGAACAAGAAAACAUUCCGUUGGACAAGCAACUCAACUUCAGAUACCGGACUUUACCAUCGUCCUCGUCCACUAUGCGGGUGGCUGCCCUGGCAUUGGCUGCUUGCAGUAGCGGAAGAAUCUCGUGGGCCCUUCUGACUACACAGCCACACCACUUGACAGGAAUCCGACCUCAAUGUUCUGGUUUUUGGACACACCCGAAUCUGCAUUUUAAUAGAAGACCUCUGCAUCAAAGACACCACCGAAACAGAAUAUGGCUGUCUACAUCUGCCUUCUCUACAACACCCAGAACAAGUGAUUUGGAUGUAUCUCCCUUCACAGCUGCCAAGUCGUCUCAUUAUUGCCAUGAUCAGUAUGCAUCAUGGGAAGAAGAACUGUUUUGUGUUCUACAAACCAUUUCGUCCCGAGACGUCAAUCCCUGCAAGGAAGCUCGCCUGGAUAUCAUUCUACAGCGAUUAAACAGUCCAGCACCUCAAUCCUAUCAUGUGCUACAACGAGCCAUUCAUCGCGCACAAGAACAAUCCACUAAUGAUGAUGGACAGAAGAGUCUUGGGAUGAUCCAGACCGUUGCUCAUUUUGUGGUCAAGAAGGGAUAUCAAUUGGUUGUCUACGAGUACAGAAAUGAUAAUAGCAAGGACAACCAAACUCUUGAAUGGGAAAUUGUGCCCAUCGAUCGUGAUCUUGACUGUAGUAGUACACGACAGAGCAUCUUGCCGCCACAAUCACCACACUUUCCACCCCAAAGUACCUUGCAAAUUGCCAAUGAAAUCUUGGACUUGGUGACGGACGCUUCGGAACGCCAAGUGCCCGUCCCACAAGAUAGCAUCCAUGCACACAUACAAUCCCUCCAAGAACAACUGUCCUGGACCAUGGGAAUGGAUCUUCGGGGUCGCACGUCGGCGGAUGCCGCCUUUACCCUGGCACUGUCGGGUGCUGUUCACCACAACAAAAUAUUCCAAUCGCUGGCGGCCAUUUCCCAAUACGAAUUACUGCGAGUGGGACAUCGACCGACCUUUCAGGCACGGUACAUACUCCAAAUUGUGGAAAAACAUGCCGCGGCAGGGACGCGAGGAUUGGAGCCAUUGUACCAAGUGGCAGCAGACUGUUUGAAGGGCAAAGAAGAACAAGUCGGCAGUGAAAAUGAUGCCAUUCUUCAGAGUCUGGAAUCUCCCCCCUUGUUGGACCUGUUGUCACCGCGACCAUUGUUGUGGUUGUGGAGGUUUUCAGCUCGACAACGGAAGGUCAAGAACCAACCACAAGACAGCGAUGACAAUGACAAUGACAAUUCACGACUACCAGACUCUGAUAUUCCUCCCAGACCUGCUGUAUCCUUGCCGGCCUUUCAAGACCCCAGUCGGCCGUUGGUGGUAGACCUGGGAUGUGGCUUUGGUACUUCCCUGUUGGGCUUGGCGUCUACCUUUGACGAGGACAACGAAGAGGAACUGCUGUUGUUGCGAGACGUCCACAGUGGUAGUACUUCUUCUGCAAUCAACACAAGGUACAACUUUUGGGGGGCUGAUUUGAGUCAACUAGCCAUUCAAUUCGCAACAGGGAUUGUCAGUCGAUGGGGAUUACAAGAGACGUUGGCAUACAGCUGGGGAACCGCCGAAGAGUGUUUGGAUGCCAUUAUAGCGGAGAACAAACAAGCACAAAUUGCACUCAUCAUGAUCCAGUUUCCCACUCCCUAUCGUCUUCAAAGACAAAGCAGCACCAACAAUGGCACGGUGUCAUUCAAAGGUGACGGUAAUUCUCAACUGCCAGAAGAUUUCAGUUCCGGAUUCAUGGUCAAUGAUGACCUCUUGGGCAAGGUGGCAAGCAUCAUGUCGCAGAGUUGUGCAAGACUCUUGAUCCAAUCCAAUUGUGAAGAUGUCGCCGUGACGAUUCGAAAUAGAGCCGUGACGCAACACGGCAUGAAGGUUGCGGCGAUCACUCAUUCUGUGGCAUGUCUAGACCACUUUGGGCCAAACGAGGAUGAUGCGGAGCAGCAACAACAACAGACACUGCGCAACUUGGAAUGGAUCAGCAUGGGCGGAGAACGUGCUGAGGGACAUGGUUGGUCUGCAAAGCCUCUGUUGCCUCCUCGAGCAAGGACGGAAACAGAAGUGGCGUGCCAAUUGCAGGGGACCCCCAUUCACCGCUGUUUGCUGGAUAUGGAAAUGACAACGCAGCUUCCCCAGUAGGACCUGAACCUACAAUUUCAGAGCCAACUAUCUGGUGCUAUGUGCGAAAUCGAUAGACCAACGCUAGGAUGCUCCUUAUCGUCUCCAAAGACAAAGCAGCAACGACAAUGGCACGGUGCCAUUCAAAGGUGACGGGAAUUCUCAACAACUGCCAGUCGAUUUCAAUCCCGGGUUCAUGGUACUAUGCUGACAAUGCUACAUUGUGGCCGCAUGAAGUAUAGACUAAUGGGAAAUAUUAGCCUCUCAAACAUACGUCAUUCCGAGAUGUACUUUGGGUGCUUUGAAACAUUCGUUUUUUGUCUCCUAGUAGAUGUGCUAGCAGCUCCGGCUUUCAGACUAGAAAGCCGGUACGAU
Messenger RNA from Seminavis robusta, 2655 nucleotides. The record is from the annotation of a GenBank genome assembly. NCBI's taxonomy places the organism in Eukaryota, Bacillariophyta, Bacillariophyceae, Naviculales, Naviculaceae.